CAUGUCUGGACGUGGCAAAGGAGGCAAGGGUCUUGGAAAGGGAGGCGCUAAGCGUCACCGUAAGGUGUUGCGUGAUAACAUCCAGGGCAUCACCAAGCCCGCCAUCCGUCGUCUGGCCCGCCGUGGUGGUGUCAAGCGUAUCUCUGGCCUCAUCUACGAGGAGACCCGUGGCGUCCUCAAGGUCUUCCUCGAGAACGUCAUCCGUGAUGCCGUCACCUACACCGAGCACGCCAAGCGCAAGACCGUCACCGCCAUGGACGUUGUCUACGCUCUGAAGCGCCAGGGCCGCACUCUGUACGGCUUCGGCGGCUAGAUUAUCUGACUACGAACGGUAUCUCCGGCCCUUUUCAGGGCCACCCACAUUUACUAAAGAACUAUUGCUGUCUCACCCGUCUUACCUCUAGAAUUUCAAAUGAUGAU
Molecule: messenger RNA, 420 nt
Organism: Branchiostoma floridae (Florida lancelet)
Lineage: Eukaryota; Metazoa; Chordata; Leptocardii; Amphioxiformes; Branchiostomatidae
Product: histone H4
Exons: 1
Coding region: 2-313 (103 amino acids)
Biological process (GO): nucleosome assembly
Cellular component (GO): nucleosome
Molecular function (GO): protein heterodimerization activity; DNA binding; structural constituent of chromatin
Source: RefSeq, a predicted model, not a curated record